Molecule: messenger RNA, 582 nt
Organism: Striga asiatica
Lineage: Eukaryota; Viridiplantae; Streptophyta; Magnoliopsida; Lamiales; Orobanchaceae
Source: the annotation of a GenBank genome assembly
AUGAGGGGUGGUCGAGGGAGACCACUUGCCUGCAUGGCGAAGACGGCGGCUAUGAAAGCGCCACGUGUCUUCUUGUUGGCGUACUCGGACAUGAUGUCGCCGCCGAUGCCGAACCCGAGCCAGAACCGAAAGAAGCAUAGCGUGGCCAUGACGGACUUGGGCUUGUCCCCGAACGAGAGGCCCGAUGCCACGGACGCGAGGACCAUGAGCAUGAGGACUCGCUUGCGUCCGAGCCGAUCCCCGAGCCACCCGAAGAACAGCUGGCCGGCGAGGGUCCCACAGAAGGCGACCCCAUUGACUGCUGACUGGACGUUUGGGGGAAAGACGGCCGAGGAGCUUAGUGACGAGAGAGAUGCAGAAGAGGUCGUAGGCAUCGGUGAAGAAGCCCAUGCCGGCUAUGACGAUGGCCGUGAAGUGGUACCAUUGGGUCUUGGCCACGUCGAGCGCGUUAAGGACUUGGAGUUGUUCCUUGCCCAUGAUAUUGAUAUAUUACGCCUCACACUACAAUCGAUUUGGCUGAAAAUGUUGAGAGAAAACUUGGUUAUAAGGAGUUGUGCAUUGGACUUAAUUGUGUGUGAAUGA